CUAAUCUGAACUGGUCCUGAUCACCACUUCAAACUCCUUCGUUUACCUUGAAAUUCUUUGUGUGAACAAGACCCAGGUACUAGAGUCCCUAGGCUUGGCGCAGACGCUUAUCAACGGUCCCUGGGAGAUACUUUCAACUUUCAAAAGAACAGUCUCCUCCUCACAAAAACACCACAAUCGCUAUACGUCGGCAGACGCCCACUGAUAACGGCUUAACGCCUGAGAGUUGGGGAACCUCUAUAAUCGUAACGGUACAUGCCUGAGACACUCCGAGACGACGUCGACAUGCACAACUCGUUUCCAGAAGUGCAGCUGCCGGAGGGGCGGGUGCUUAUCAUAAUAACAGGUGGUACGAUAUGCAUGAGAAAAUCAGAAAAUGGUCUGGUACCGGCAAGAGGAUUCCUAAAAGCUGGACUGGCACCACGGCCGUGCUUCAACGACGGGUCGUAUCCGGAACCACUGGAUCUGGUGAUUGAUGACGCGGGCACACGGAAAGCGGUGCAGAGUCUUCGAUGCCCCAUCAGCGCCUACGAGAGAAGAGUCCGUUAUUGCGUGUACGAGUUCGAGACGCUGCUGGACAGCAGCUCCAUAGACGCCGCCGGAUGGGACCAAAUUGCCAAGUGCAUCUACCGGAACUACCAGCUUUUCGACGGAUUCGUGGUUCUCCAUGGCACCGACUCACUGGCCUACACGUGCUCGGCCCUGAGCUUCAUGCUUCACAACCUAGGCAAGCCGGUGAUUCUGACGGGGUCGCAGACGCCCAUGAUGGAGUUGCAGAACGACGCUCAAGACAACUUGUUGAGUUCGCUCAUCAUAGCGGGACACUUCAUGAUUCCCGAAGUGUGUCUAUUCUUCAACUACAAGCUCUUCCGCGGGAAUCGGAGCACAAAGGUCUCGGCCGACGACUUCGAAGCAUUCGCCAGCCCAAACAUGCCACCCUUGGCAACGGUCACUUCGACGCGGACCAAGGUGCAGUGGGAUCUCGUCUACCGACCCACCGUCGUGGAGCCCUUCAGCAUCCAGACGAAGCUGGACACGGCGCACGUGGCCUGUCUCCGGAUCUUCCCCGGCAUAAAGCCCGAAAUGCUCGAUGCAGUGCUACGCUUGGAAGGCCUCAAAGGACUGGUGUUGGAGACGUUUGGAGCCGGGAACACGCCGGGCGGACCGGAUAGUGCCAUGACGCGGAUCCUCGCCGACGCCGUCAAGAGAGGCAUCGUCAUUGUCAAUGUCACGCAAUGCCUGAGCGGCAGCGUGAGUCCACUGUACGCUCCAGCCACGGUGCUGGGGAGAGCGGGCGUGGUCUUCGGUCAAGAUCUCACGACCGAGGCGGCUCUCACCAAGUUGGCGUACCUGCUGGCGCUCCCGGAUGCGACGCCCGAAGAAGUUGCAGCACGGAUGUCGGUCUCGAUUCGCGGCGAGCUGACGGAGAAGACGAGGACGCAUUUUGAGCACCCGAAGAGCGGUACCUUGACGCCGGAACUGUCGAGCUUGACGGCACUGGGGUAUGCCAUUCAGAGCGGCAACCUACAGGAAACGCGAGACAUCAUACGGGGCGAGCCUCGAUGGCUGCUCAACGAUGCCGACUACAACCUAAACACACCGGUGCACCUCGCGGCGAGCGGACCGAACAUUGAAAUCCUGCGCGACUUUGUGGCCCAGGGGGCAUCGGUGCAUCUGCGCAACCGCAGCGGGCACACGCCGCUGUACCUGGCGGCGGCGGCGGGGCGGAGGGAGCACGUCGAGGUGCUCAUGGAGGCUGGGGCGCAUCUGCACUCGGAUGAGAUGGCGUCGGCGAGGAAGCGUGCGGCGGAGGGGAAUGGGGAUGGGGAAAGGGAGCUGUGGGCGCUGGUCACAGGACAGACGGACGGAAUCGAAAAGGUGGUGAGGAAUUGACGGCACUGGAUAGGACAACGAGCACGUUUCUGACGGGACGAGUUAAUGAGAAUAGGAGGCUUGGUUGUCUUGUGUGCGUGUGGGUGUGGUUAUGUCGCCAUAUCGGGGCGUUUAUACUAUAGUAUGCAUAUGGGGUCCUCUGACUUGUUCAGAGCGAAGUCAUCCAGCGCACCAAGGAGCAAUCUGGGGAUGUCUGGGUUUGGUGAUGGUGUUAUUAUUGCUGCAUUACUGCUGCCGAGAAGCUGCAGGCGGACGUGUAGUUGUUAUGCCGACCUGGCUCGCUGAGGGGAAGAGGAGAGAGAAGAGGGCCGGGGGACAUAGAGAGGGGAUAGGAACCCAGGUGGCGGCUUCUGCCGAAUCGCGAUCUGAUA
Westerdykella ornata is the source of this 2264-nucleotide messenger RNA. RefSeq names its product asparaginase-domain-containing protein. The coding region runs from base 256 to 1893 and encodes 545 amino acids. Gene Ontology annotation, molecular function: asparaginase activity; protein binding. The transcript has 4 exons. The record is from RefSeq and is a predicted model, not a curated record. Lineage: Eukaryota; Fungi; Ascomycota; Dothideomycetes; Pleosporales; Sporormiaceae.